Messenger RNA from Gasterosteus aculeatus aculeatus (three-spined stickleback), 1797 nucleotides. RefSeq lists its product as uncharacterized. Lineage: Eukaryota; Metazoa; Chordata; Actinopteri; Perciformes; Gasterosteidae. The record is from RefSeq and is a predicted model, not a curated record.
UUAAUGUGAGAAAGGAAAACACGCGCAGUCAACAUGGGAAACAAACUGUCAGCUGGACGGAAGCGACAGAAAACACGGGUUUCUCCUGGCAGAGAGAAGCGUUACGACUCGAAUGACGUCUCUCUCAAUUUCGUCGACGCAGAUGACGUCUUGGAUUUUCUGUGCGAGGACUACGCGUCUCUCAGAGCCACGAUGUCCUGCGGACACGCCGUCACUCCGAUGUCCCUCACCGCCUGGUGCCGCAGGCAGCUGGACGAGGGGGGCUACAAAUUUGUUUGCGGACAAACUGACUGUGAUGUUGAGUGGCCCUUCGAGGAGGUGCAAAAAAUGGCUCUUCUGACUCCCGAAGAAAUUGAGGAAUUUGAUCAGAAAAUCUUUCAAAACGUCGCCUCGAAUUUCUUGGACAUCAAAUGUUGUCCUGGUUGCAGCUCCCGAGUGGCCAGAACCGAUCGCUGCGACCAGAAUGUAGAAUGCAAAGUGUGCACCGCUAAGCAGCGACGGACCUUCACGUUCUGCUGGCGGUGCCUGAGGGAGUGGAACGCUGCGGCCCCGUCCAAAGACUGUGGAAACGGCGACUGCCAGGACCCGCUGGAGAUAUUGGAGAGCUGUCCUGACAUCACAUUCGAAGUGGUGCAAGGGGUCACCGGCUGUCCCUCCAUCCGCGCGUGUCCCACCUGCGGCUUGCUGGUGAGACACGACAAAACUCGAUGUAAAAACGUCGUCUGCCUUCGCUGUAAAGUGGAGUUCUGUUUCGCGUGCCUGAAGCGCACCAGCGAGUGCGCGGAUAAGGACGGGUCCUAUUACGCACGCUGCUACAGCGGCGUGGCACCGAGGCAGAGAGAUAUCCCCGUGUGGAAGAUGACAUGAAUCUGGCGAUUAAGGUCUCGAGAAAUGUAAAAGUCACACCUUUUAAACUCGUAUGGCGCCACCUUGUGGCCAUUUCUCUGGAUCCCAGGCCAUCCAACCAACGCCUUCAUGUGGGUGAUCCUAUCUUUCACUUUGACUGCGAAACUCCUUCUCAACUUAAUUUAUUUUUUAAUUAAACGAUAAAUCCGCGUGCUCAUUCAUAAAUGUGGUUGCAUCCUUGGAAUCGAGGGACAAAAAGAGUAAAAACCAAAGCAAGAGAAAUGCAAAUAAAGCCACGAUCUGGAUUUAUGCCAUGUGAGUAUGAAUGGGAUUUAAAGUUAGCUCACAAAUACGAUUUGAAGAGUUGCAUUUUGGGAAUAUCCUGAUUUUCUCUGUGUGACACCUUGAAGAAAAUAAAACACGAAGAAAGACCAUGAAUUUCAAUGUUUCUAUGACUUUAUUGAGUAAUCCUUCAUCUCUGGCACAUACAAUGCAGUUGUUUUUACAAGUCUUCUACUUGUGUGUUGCAUGGUAUUUUUCUGCGCUGUUAAGACAAAAGUGAAACCGCACAGAAAUGGGAACAAUCUACAAGGUGGUUGUGGACAGGAUGAGCGGGAAGAGGAUGGAGGUCGACCUGUGCAACACGAAGGAGCAGUUUAAGAAAAUGACGGUGCUGCAGCUGAAGGAAAAGAUCGCAGAGAGUCUUCACUUGAACCCUAAUUGAACUUUUCGCCACCUGACACGCUUUCAUUUUUAUUUCAUCCAAGAAAGCACAAACUUGAUAGUAUUAAACAUUGUACUGGGCUUAAAGGAUUGAAAGCUGACUUUAAAUACCUGUAUGAAAAGUAAAUGUAUUAUUUUGCACAAGCAGAAUUGCAAUGUUUUACAUAAGCUCAGACUGGUAUUGUAAGUUGAUUUAACUAAUACAAAUACACUACAAAUAAGCAUAAA